Molecule: messenger RNA, 1915 nt
Organism: Nothobranchius furzeri (turquoise killifish)
Lineage: Eukaryota; Metazoa; Chordata; Actinopteri; Cyprinodontiformes; Nothobranchiidae
Source: RefSeq, a predicted model, not a curated record
AACAAAUCAGUCAUUGUUUCCUUUCAGUUCGUAACAUAAACAUCCAGGUAUUCACUGAGGAUGUUGGCUGAAUAGCAAAAGGGAACGUAUAAAACGCUGGCACCAAUUCUCAGUUUCCACAACCCAUGCAGCGUUAGAUGGAGACAGGAGAAAGUUUCCUUACGAUUAGGAAAACAAAGAUUUUAGCUGAAGUUCCAAACACUACUUUGUUAUAAUUUUGCUACAGCAAGAGUUCUGAGUGAGUAAAAUCUAAAAAUAGUGUUUAGUAAAGUGAAAGUCCUCGAUAUUAACUUUGUCUCUAACUGAACAUGAAGUGGACCCUAAUUCUUAUUCUUGGUGAGUCCUGGUUGCAAUGCUGUGUGGUAAAAGUGUGAUAUCUUAGGUGUGUUCUUGCUGUGUCUUUGUAAAUCCAUGCUUUCGUUCUUUUUUAAACACAGAAAAAAGAACGAAAGCAUGGAAAAGUGUGAUAGUUUUGUAGAAACUAUGUCUGAUGUGUGUCUUACACUAUAUUUAGGAUGGUCAUUGGCUGGAACCACCAUUGGCUGGACAUACCACUACUCAAAUGUAACUUUGAACUGGAGCGAUGCCAGGAAGUGGUGCCAGGCAAAUUUCACGGACAUGGUGGUGAUCCAGAGCCAGAGAGAGAAUGAUUAUGUUGUCUCCCUUUUGCCAAACCGAACCCAGAGUCCUUAUUACUGGAUCGGAAUCACCAAAACCCACUUGAGCAAGACCUGGACCUGGAUCGGGAAUAACAGCACCUGGAUCGGAACUCGUUCUUGGGCCAGAAACGAGCCAAACAACAACCGCAGCAAUGAGUUUUGUGUGGAGAUCUACGUGAAGAGCGGGCCAGAUCGGGGAAAGUGGAAUGAUGAGAAAUGUGCUCGUAAAAAGUUCCCAGUUUGUUUCAAAGCCCAGUGUAAUGCAUCAUCAUGUGAGAGAGGAAGAUGCGUGGAGACCAUAAACCACUCAGCCUGUCUCUGUGAACCGGGGUUCAUAGGAAACAGGUGUCAAACAGCUAAGGAAUGCCCCCCUCUGUCUCCGCCUGAGAAUGGAUACCUGAAGUGUUCAGAAGGAAGUUCAAAGUUCAACACAACCUGUCAAUUUAAAUGCCAUCCCGGUUUCCUGUUGACCGGCUCAUCAGCGGUGACCUGUUCACCUUCUGGGGUCUGGAGUGCUUUGAGACCUGUUUGUGCAAGUAAACGCGCCAAAUUAGCAUUUCAAUCCGGUCUUAGGUCAUAGAUAAACAGGGUUUGGAUUGCAACAAUGCAUUGUUGUUUAAUUCAAAGUAAUAAUUGGAUGGAGGGAGUGAUUUUCUGUAUCUGUGCUCUACCUGUUUGUGCUCCCAGCUGUUAAAUGCCCCCCUCUCUCUCUGCCUGAUGACGGAAACGUUAGCUGCUCAGAUGAAGGCCUGAUCUUCAACUCAACCUGCAGGUUCAAAUGCAGCUCCGGUUUCCUCAUGACUGGCUCGUUCGCUGUGACGUGUGGGGCCACUGGGAUAUGGAGCGGUCCCAGACCCAUUUGUGCAAGUUAUAAACAGGCUCUGCUAGCUGUCGCUGGGUGUGGAUCCUUGUCUUUGUUGUGUUGCAUCUGUUUCUGUUGGAUGAAACACAGAAAAAGAAAGAAACUUGUCCAAGAAAGGCAGACGGAGGAUUUAACAAAUCCAACCAAUGAAAUAAAUGGAUGAGCAGAAGGUUGAAGCUCUCCCUUUGUGUCACAACAUCUGAGCACUUUUACUGCAUGCAAACAUUUAAAUUUAAACCUAAUCCAUAUGUCUAAACACUCUCAACCCUGCAUGCCACAGGUUCAAUCUGAUGCACUAAAUUGAUGCUAUUAGAGAUGUGCACAUAAUGUAUUUCCUGUAAAUGCAAAUGCUCCAGUUGGAAUGAUAUAAAAAUAAAUUAAAAAAUGUGAAAGA